Messenger RNA from Anopheles coluzzii, 2885 nucleotides. Its product is annotated as general odorant-binding protein 99b-like. Gene Ontology annotation, biological process: sensory perception of smell. The coding region runs from base 1928 to 2353 and encodes 141 amino acids. NCBI's taxonomy places the organism in Eukaryota, Metazoa, Arthropoda, Insecta, Diptera, Culicidae. Gene Ontology annotation, molecular function: odorant binding. The transcript is spliced from 2 exons. The record is from RefSeq and is a predicted model, not a curated record.
GCAUACGCUCUGUAGUGACCUUUUCAAAGUGACUGAUGAAAUUGGCGCAUUAAACCGGGAUGUGGAAGAUCUUCUAUAAGUUAUGCUUUGCUGUAAUUCCUAUCUAGCUGAUCAUUGUGACGCAAUCUCACAUUUGUCUGAAGCAGGGCAACGGAUUCUGCAUUCUACCGGACCUCCAAUUUCUUCAACACGUUGCUAACUACUCAUCUACAAGGUCCUGUAGGAAGCAUCAGUAGACCCUGAUCAGCAAGCUGAUUCCUGGCAAUCUGAGGAGCUACAGAUUCUAACAUAUUCUAUGUAGUGACCUUGUCAAAGUGACUGAUGAAAUUGUCUAUCAAACCGAGGUGUGGAAGAUCUUCUAUAAGUUAUGCUUUGCUGCAAUUCCGAUCCAGCUGAUGAUUGUGACGUAAUUAACUGUCUUCUUUUCCAUGUCGCUUUUGGCAUCAUGGCACGAUCGAUAUCUUUCGAAAGGCACUACUAUCACUUGAAAGAUAGGUUAUGUACCUUAGGCAAAAUACAGACCUUACAGAUUAAAUACCAUCAGCGUCCCAGCUGACCCAGAAAAAUCCAGCUUUGAUUGAUAAAUAGCGGCUUCAUAUCCCUAAAACGCAUCCUCCAAGCAGAAUACGAGUCAUUUAGAGAUUUUAUUCAUAGACUGCAAUGCUACUCGGCUCUUUUUGAGCAGUUGCUCAUCUCCAUCCAGUAUUCGUCUUCACUCCCGUCGCAUAUACGAGAGCGUAUGACCUUUCUGCUGAAUCGCAAUAGGGAAGAAUGCAAUUGACGAUUGAAUUCCAAGAAGAUGACCAUGGACAUGUUAUAUGUAGGGUUUUGAACGAAGAUUAAAAGCUGAAUAUAAUGAGUCCAUUUGUUUGUAAGCAUCGCUCUUGUGUAUGAGCAUCAGAAAUCUCUGAGAUUACAAAUAGUGUAAACCACGAUAGAUAUAUCGCAUAUCCUAAAGAAUAAUUAGCAAUCUAAUGGUUUCGGCAGAACGGAAUUUAACCAAAGAAGCCGUAUUCAAUUCAUUCCAACAAAAUAGUUCAUCUCGUCCGGCCCGAUACCUAUAAAUAGCCGCUUUCCUUAGCGAGCAACUGAUACGCCAUGCCAGCGAUCGCGCCUGACCUGACCUUCAGCCAGCGGUCGUCGGACGACGCUUGGGUGAUGCGUUCGCCUCUUAUCGCACAUCCAUUGUGUGCGUAUGUGUGUGAUCCAUUCCGGUCGUCGCUGCACUGGGUGCCGCCUUGAGCGUCGCGAUAAGUGCCCCGAGGCCGCGCGAGCGCAUCCUCUGCUUCUUCUGCUGCGAUCAGUGGGGAUACGCUCUCGGGUUUAAUUGAAUUUAUUCGCCAGAUGGCUUGCAAAACGCGCGACGAAUGGCCAAUUGUGGUACCGGGUUUGCUUUAAGUUGAUAAGCGUCGUGAUCGUUACCCAUCGUGCCAGGCCAGGUCCGGGGAGUGGAUGAUGUGGGUGUGUCGUUAGUCUCGCACUUGCAGAUGGAAUCAAUAUUUGGUACAGCGUGCCGACACUGGCAGAGCCGAAGAUGUAUGCUCCAGUAGCUGAUGAAACCGUUCAUUUCAGGCUGCUGCCUAUGCCAUCUACAAGAGUUUAGCAUCCAGAACCUUAACUUCUAGCGUUGGCUAACACAUCAUCAGCCGGAACUACCCGGAAUGACAACCUCCGACCGUGGGGAGAGCGAGCGAGCGAGCGACACCCCAUCCGUAACGAUAAUUCCCGACCAAUUUCCAUGCCAAGCCGGAAACGAUUGUGUCGAUUGCUGCUGCUGCUGCCUGUAGACCUUGAGCUCAUUUCCCAAGACGCAGUCAGCAUUUUAACCCGAUACAUUCUCACGCGCGGAUAUAAAACGGACCCAGCCCUGCCAACCCACGGCCAGUGGGCAGCGAACGGUGACUAGCGGUGACGAUAUAUCUGCACCAUGCAAACGCUACUCGUAUCGAUUUCCCUGUUUGUGAUGACGCACGGUGCGUACGUGGUGCGGACGUUUGCCGACGCCACCGCGUACCGGGACGAGUGCGUGCAGCAGUACGCCGGGCGGGGCAGCUCGCUGAUCGACUACAUGCGCCAGGUGGCGCUGCACACGGACGACGCGGACAGCCGGUGGUGCAUCGUGCGCUGCAUCCUGCAGAAGGCGGACCUGCUGGACGGCGAGGGCGCCCCGCACGAGGCGAACGUGCACGCCCAGAUGCAGCACAGCAACGCGAUCGUGGAGGACCCGGACGACAUCCGCAGCGAGACGAGCCGGUGUCUGCGCGAGCCGCCCGCGCCCGACAGCGGCGGCGGGUGCCUGCGGGCGUACACGUUCUUCGCCUGCAUCCAGAGCACCGAGUAUGACUUAUUUUGACGACCCGGGUCCCCGGCUGGUCCCAAAACAUGUUUGCUCUAUUGCUACCGCCCAUUUUCGGUGUCGCAUGUAGUUUAGCCUUAAGUGUCUUCAAUAAACACCGUAAGCCCCAAACCCAAAAGAAUGGUGGCGAAAGCGAACGCCGUUGACGCUGCCUGCCUGUUCGAUUAUCGCGCCUUUCGCUGCGGCUUGCGCCGCUGGGGCCGUUUCUAUCAGUGGUCCCCCGGUGCGGGCACCCGGUUUCUCUGUCAACAAGGUUCGUUAUCAGAGCGCGGGGUGCACUUUGGUGCCAGAUCAGCUGAUCACUUCCUGGAAGACCCGAGACGGUUGUGGCACUGGGCGGCGGCCGUGCAGGAGCGGAAGUGGGAUCAGUAAUUGAGUGCCCCUCCCUCCCCAAUCCAAACAAUCAAAUCAAGCCCGACGCGGGACACCCCGGUGGAUAAAGCGUCCCAUCCGACAAGCCGAGAGCGGGUCAACGUACAAGCAUCGAGCUAUCAGGCUAUCAAGUAAAUAAGUGGAGCAAAUCAAUGCU